Messenger RNA from Planococcus citri (citrus mealybug), 1152 nucleotides. RefSeq names its product novel acetylcholine receptor chaperone-like. The record is from RefSeq and is a predicted model, not a curated record. The transcript is spliced from 4 exons. Bases 66 to 524 code for a protein of 152 amino acids. Gene Ontology annotation, biological process: chaperone-mediated protein complex assembly; positive regulation of protein localization to cell surface. NCBI's taxonomy places the organism in Eukaryota, Metazoa, Arthropoda, Insecta, Hemiptera, Pseudococcidae. Gene Ontology annotation, cellular component: endoplasmic reticulum.
UUAGCAUUGCUUCACUUUUUUUUUUUUUAGAUAGUGGAAGUUUAUCUGAGAAUUCACUUUUAAAAAUGGGUUCGAUAGUUUUAAAAACGCUGAGCGUUUUAUUAGGUUUGUUUUUCAUACUUGUAGGUAUUUUAAAAAUAACUUGUUUUCUAAGUAAAGAACUGCACAAAGAUAUGAGAAAAGAGUACGUGAAGUAUGCUAAAGUGUUUCCAUUCAAUGAACUGAUAGGAUACAAAAUUCCAGCUAAAUGGUACAGAAAGAUCAUAGGAACGAUGGAAAUAAUUUGCGGAUUUGCUUUAAUGGUCAUUCCCAAAGCUAAUAUAAAAAAGGCAGCUAAUGUAACGUUGAUAGCUAUGAUGGCAUUAAAUAUAUACUCGCAUUAUAUGGUGGAAGAUCGUUUCGAACGUAUUGCCCCGGCAUUGGUAUUUUUCUUCAUGCUGAUCGGAAGACUAGUAAUCGAAUGGCAGAUUAACAGACAACAGCGAUUACUGAAUGGUGAAUUAAAAGUCCCCAAACACGACUAAAGAAUGAUGAUCGCUGCACUUCGAUUGAUUCAGACAGACGGUUGUAUAGUUCAGGUUAUGAAAAAACAUAGGUACCUAGACCUACAUAAUUAUUUCCUAUGCGAAUUUAAAUUGCUCUUAGAAUAAAUAUUGUAUAGUUUUGUGAAUGCGGAUCCUUAUUCUAUGGUAUGUACUAUGUAGAUACCCAUCGCUUAUUAUCUAAUGUAAAAACAUGCCUUUUGGUGUUGCAUAUUGAUCGCUGUAUUUCUAUGAAAUCUCCUCAUGUUACGACUCUGAAUAUUCAGUAGCUUGUAUGUAUAAUGUCAAGUAAGUAUAGCAAUAAAUGAAAAUUGUUUUUAAUUUUUAAGAAAUUGUAUAAAUUGUAAAUUAAAUUAUUGUUUAAAAUUGCUAUGAUAACGAUGUAUUCGAGAGUAAAUUUCCAAAAAUACCCGAAAUAAGACUUGCUCAAUCAUUAAGUUAUUUUGCAUGAUUUAAAUUUAAAAUGAUUGCUAUUUUUUGAAUGGUGUUCCUACUUUUUGUAAGUUUUUAAUUUUUGUCGACCUUUUUGUACUUAAAUUUACAAUUAUGAGAGUUGUAUGUAUUAAACCUCAUUUAAUAAAAAUACCAAAUUUUUGUUCUCUUCCUUCAA